Drosophila willistoni is the source of this 3518-nucleotide messenger RNA. It is a transcript of the gene btz, whose product is annotated as protein CASC3. Gene Ontology annotation, cellular component: exon-exon junction complex. The transcript has a single exon. Gene Ontology annotation, biological process: mRNA processing. Lineage: Eukaryota; Metazoa; Arthropoda; Insecta; Diptera; Drosophilidae. Gene Ontology annotation, molecular function: mRNA binding. The record is from RefSeq and is a predicted model, not a curated record.
GACCCUGUGUGGCAACUCUAGAUACUUUCUAUUUUCUGAUUGUGAAAAGGUUGGUUGAAAUUUUUCACAUAUUUCGCGUAUUGAUUGAACAGAAAUCCAAGAAUUUUUAUUGAAGAAGUUAAGAUAAGGUUUUGAUCGUACCAAGUGAUAAUCAAACGGCAUAAGCCGAGCAGUCGCAGAGAGAAAUAAAUCGGCAGUAACAACAACAACAACAACAGGAGGAGAGGGAGAGAGAAGAAAAAUCGAAGAACUAUGGCCGAGAUUGAGAAAAUGACAGCAGCGGUGGACCAGCCAGACCCAGCCCCGGUUUCAGCCGCAGAUCCAGUCCCGGUUCCAGAAACCGUAAAACCAACAACAACAACAUCGGUGGCUUCACCCACUGAUAUCCCAGUAACCGCAACGGAUACUGUCUCAUCGGAAACUCCUGAAUUAGGCACAUCGCCCACUCAGGAACCAUCGAGCAAUUCCCACCCACAUGACUCGGAAUAUGAUACGGCCAGUGAUCUGGAGGGCGGCGAGGAGUACGACGAUGACGACGAUGAUGAUGAGGAUGACGAUGGAGAAAGCGGCAGCGAGGACGAUACGGAAACCGACGAAGAGACAGAAGAGGAUGAGGAUGGUGCUGGAGAGAUGCCCGAUGGUGACACAUCUUCAGCAGCUGCAGCGGCGGCAGCGGCUCAAAAGAAAGUAGACGAGGAUCGCAGCAAUCCGCAGUAUAUACCAAAACGUGGCACAUUCUACGAGCACGAUGACCGCACAGCUGAAACAGAGGUGAACAUUGUCAUUGAAGAUGACAGUCAGUCGCAAUCGUUAACAGAAAUCAAUGGGGAUGCGAAUAGUGUUGGCGGUGGCGCUGCACAAUCUGCUGCGGGUGAGGGAGCGAGCGGAGCAAGUGUUGGUGGUCAAACGCCGACCAUUUCGCAGGCUUCCAAAACCAUGAAGAAAUGGCAACCGGCGUCAGGUGGCGAUCGCUGGUCCCACGAUCGUUUUGAAGCAAAUGAGCAGGCGCCCAAAUCGCGGGCCGAACUUUUGCAGACCUACGGCUAUGAUAUACGCAACGAGGAUGCUGCACCCCGGGCUCGUCGCCGCCGGCGAUAUGGGCGCGGUCCUAGUAAGUAUUCACGUAACUGGGAGGACGAGCAGGCCUAUCUUAAGGCCAGCAAUAAAGAACGAAAACCACCAAGGCCUCAGGACUUUCCAGCUCUUAACGAGCGUAAAGUCUCGCGUAGACCACUCGCCGCAUCCGGUCGCGCGGAGAAGGAGAAUCGUCGCGGGGGGGUAGGGGCAGGAGCACCUGGUGGUUCUCAGGAGCAGCCUCGUCAUUAUGGCCGUCAUAGUAAUGGCAGCUCAGCUGGCCGUCAGAAUGCCAUGGAAUUUAAACAAAAAUCGAAUCGUGGGCCACACCCACAACCCAGAGAGAGGGAGCGAGAGAGGGAUAGGGUGGACCGUGAUCAACCGGUGGAGCAACAUACCAAGCCGACAACUCCCCGAGCAAAUGGUCAAACUAUUCAAAACAACGAAGGACUUCAGGUACAACCAAACACUAACCAACAGCAUCAGCAGCAAACCCAAACUCAGCAGAGGCAACAGCCCAUCCAGCAACAGCAACAGCAUCAACCACAGCAGCAAUUGCCUUUGCCAACGCCACCGACACAGAACCAAAUACCGCCACUGUCCACCACAAAUCUUUCGCAGCGAUUGCAGCAAGUGCAGCAACGUAAUGAUCCCAGUCAUGUGGGCAGCGUCCAAAUGCAGGCGCUGGCCACUCAGAAUCAACAGCAGCAGCAACAACAACAACAGGUCCACAUGCAGCAGCAGAGUCAAUCUGUGGCCCCCAAGCGAUACUCCAGUCUGCGAAGAUCCCAGCAACAGCAGGACCAAAUCCAACAACAGAUACAGAUGCAGCAGCAGCAACAACAGCAGCAGCAGCAAUCUCAAAUUAUUCUACAGGAUCCUCAUAUGCUCAUGCAGAUUGCUUAUCAGCAGCAAGAACUCCAGGCCCAACUGCAGGGCCUACAAUUGGGACCUGCUCCCGGACCGGCAAGCGUGCCACCGCCCGCAGCCAAACAGCCGGCACAGCCACCAGCAGCCGCCGCCUAUGCUCCGGCUCAGGGGGCUCCCUAUUAUGUAACUGGAGCAGAGGCGGGACCAUAUGGCAACCCAGCUGCAGCUGCAGCUGCCGCUGCUGCCUACUUGCCCACUACACCAGCUGCCGUUGCGUAUGCCCAGGCUCAAGCACAAUCAGCUCCCGCCCAGCCACAAGCGCCGCCGCAGGCUCAAGUGGCUGCCACACAGUCGGCCCAGGCACCGCCACCGUCCAUGAACUAUCAUCAGAACUACAAUACAGUGGGGGGUACCACGUAUUUUGUGCCGCCAGCCCAGACAACCAGUCGACCUACUCAGCUGCCUCAACGACGCCCAACCAAUGCGAUUCCCAUUUUGCCACCAUCCGAAAAGCAUAAGUCACGAGGAGCCGCAUCUGGUGCCGGAUCGGGAGGAGGCCAGCCCAAAGAGGAAGGAGGCAACUCUGAUAAUAUUGAUCACAUUCUGGAUAAUAUGUUUGUGCAGCGUCCGGCAUUCCAAGCGCCAGCGGAUUCAGCAGCAACAUCAUCCAAGGAGGAUACAACCACCACUAGCAUUAACAACGCCGCCACUAGCAAUAGUAGCACCAGCUCUGGCGCGAUUCCUGAGCAAAACCUUCAGCCAGUUCCUGUUACUGGGCAGGAAUGAGUGCAGGCCUAUGCCAACCUACAGCAACAGCAGCAACAGCAUAGGCGUGGCCGCCAUGUACCACCCCUAGGGAGUAAUUCAGUACCAUUGCCCGCCUAUGCCCUGCUGCCGCCGCACGUUGGCUACUAUCGACCGCACUAGUGGAGGAGGACCGGAGGACUCAGCUCAUCAUUAGCAUCAGCACUGGCUAGUGCGCCCCGAUUUUGAUUAACUUGCUUCACGCGAACUCUUUUCCCCUUUAAAAAUCAAAUCAAUUACAUAUUUAUUUAUUUCUUUUUUUUUUUUGCUUUCCACUUGAAGGAAUCCUUUUCUGGGAUAUAUUUUCGUUCUUUUUUUUUUUGGAUCUCCAAAGUUAACUCAUGGGAAUUUGCCUCCUGAUUUGUUUAAUUUACUCGCAAGUCUGUGACUUGGGCUUAAAUUUUAUUUUUUCUUCUAGAAUUGUAUAUUAAGUUUGAAAAGUGUCAAAACAAAAAAAAAAAAAAUAUGUAAAAUAGAUUUUAGCUCUCGCCUCAAGAGAUAAUCGAACUAACUAUGAAAAAAAAAGAAUAUAUAUAUAUAUAUAUAUAUAUAUAUAUAUAUACGAUCAAAUAUGUAUAUGUAUAAUGCAAGCGCCAGCUUCGAUUCAAAUGUAUAAUGUAUAUGUAGUCAGUAGGAUCAUUUGAGAUCAAAAUCAAGUCUAAAGAAUUUUGAAAUAGCCGCAUUUUCAAGUUGGAAAUCAUUGUGUAAAAUGUAUUUGCAUAAAACUAAUGGAAUAUUGAAUUUAAAAAUAAACGUUUAACAGAAAACAA